Molecule: messenger RNA, 4240 nt
Organism: Anguilla rostrata (American eel)
Lineage: Eukaryota; Metazoa; Chordata; Actinopteri; Anguilliformes; Anguillidae
Gene: gltpd2a
Product: glycolipid transfer protein domain containing 2a
Exons: 4
Coding region: 1119-2174 (351 amino acids)
Biological process (GO): intermembrane lipid transfer
Cellular component (GO): cytoplasm
Molecular function (GO): lipid transfer activity
Source: RefSeq, a predicted model, not a curated record
AUGUGCCUUGUGGGGCUGUGAGACAGUUGUAUAAAAAUUUAGCCCAAUAGAAUCUGGAUUUGGUGCAACGUGCUGGCAAUUUCAUGCAUACACUGUGUGACACAUUUUUUGCAACUAAAGAAAGUUGGAUGAAGUGAACAUAAUUUGUUCACAGCUGUGAUUUAAGAUGAAAUGCUGGGAACAGUUACUGCUAAGAGUUCAACACUAGGGUCCCCCCAUGACCUGGAGCUUAUGAAAUGCAGGUCCAGAGUCCAAGGACCACCUCAUAUUAGUGGUACAGUAUACAGUGCUUACAGUUCAGUGCUGUGUUUUUAUGUCAGUGUCAGGUCAGUUCAAACUCCAACCCUACAUCACUGAAACAGAUACUUUUUUUCCUUAAACAGGAUAGAUUUAGUUCAAUUUCAAAUGGACAUUUAAGAACCAUAAACUUGACAUGACCAAAAUGUGGUUUAGAGACCUGGUAAUGUUAUGUAGCACCGGAUUGGUUUCUGCAAUGGUCAUAUUGUGGUCCUAUUGUGAGCUUAAUGAGUCAGUCCUCAUGAUACCCAGAUAGAGAGGCUGGAAGCUUUCAGUCCAUAGUCCACGCCGCUGACAGUGUAAGCAUAGAUAUAUGCUGAUAUGGUCCCGGGGAAUUUGUGGUCAAGCUACAGCUUCUUUGCCUUAUAAAGGAUUUGUGUGAUAGUGGGGAAAAAGGGAAUUACGGGACAGGUUUUCUUCAUUUAGUUUAGUCAAGGCCAGGCUGACUUACGUCAACAAAUCCAAGACUCCGUGAAGAAAACGCAUUCAGAAUGGGCAGAUUGUGCUGUUUUGACAUAGGGAGAGAGUCAGAGUAUGAGAGUGAGAGACAAAAGGCUGGAGAAGGAAGGAUAGACUGCACACAGGAGGGGAAAGAAACAGAAGGCAAGCGUAAGAGGAGGGGCCUGGCUUUUACAGGAAGUGAGGGUGAGAGUAAUGACAAGGAGGCCGUACCUUUCACCUGAAGCUGGAGUGAAGACAUACCAUUGGGGAACGGCUAAGAUAGAAUGAGUGAGGGACAGGUGGGCUAGGAGAACACGAGGGCACUACACAGAGGGAACAGGCUGAUGAGUGCAUGCUGAGGACAGGGAGAACAGACGAAGAUGUUGAUACGAGGGUUCAGUAUGGUGAUGAAGGGCAAUGUGUCAAUGGGGAGUCGAUUUAUGUACCGUUUCCUGCUUCCUGCAGCCAUUUUUUCCCUCCUGCUGUUUCUUGGAUCGGUGCACCUCCCUGAGGAGUCGGUGCAGAAAUGCGACUCUUCCUGGGGUCCCUGUCUGGGAGUCUAUACUCCAAGAUUCGAGGCGAAACAUAAACAGAGGCCUGUACCUCCUACCUUCCCCAGCGACAGGGACGGUUUCCACGGAGAUGGUCUCUUGCUGAGUGAGUGCCCAGGUCAGAGCUUCCAGGCUUCACGCCUGCUGUCCCACCUACAUUCAGCUCUGGGCCCUGGUUCAGAAGUGCUGCUGCAGCCAUAUCUGUCCAGCUGGGAUGAACUCAUCAAGUUUAUGGAGUCACUGGGUCCAGUGGUGGAGUUCUUCUCCCAAAAGGUCAAGAGCAAAGUCUCACGGAUCCGCGAGCUGGCUCAGCAAGACUUGGAGAGACAAGAGGAGGGACCUCAGCGCUUGGAGGCGGGCAGGGGCGGACACAACGACCCUGGAUCCGUGGUUGAGACAGGACCAGACCAAGAAAAACAGCUAGAGCACCUGGAGGCAGAUGGAGAGGAGGAGUGGGAGGCCUACACAUCUUUACACUCUAUGAUGCGCGCGGAGCUGAGUCAGGGGGUGGUCAACUUCGAGCGGGAGACUGGCUCCGGCUGCCGCAACCUGCUCAGGCUCCACCGCUCGCUGCUGUGGCUCCAGCUCUUCCUGAAGAAGAUGGCGGAGGGCCCCGAUGAAGAAGGCCGGCUGCGGAGCCCGGCGGAGCUGUGCCGGGAGGCCUACGAGCAGGCCCUGGCUCCCCACCACCCCUGGCUGUUGCGGCGGGCCGCCGAGGUGGCCUUUCUGGCCAUGCCUGAGUGGGACACGUUCUUCAGGCUGGUGUGCGUGCAGAGCCAGGCGGAGGCAGCGCCUGUGCUGGACAGAGUCGUUAGGGCCAUUGAGGAAGUGUACAGCAGGACACAGGGGGCUCUGCAGGAGCACGGCAUGCUGGAGCUGCCAUAGAGUUUGCAAAGGAGCGGAUGAAGAAACCGCAGAGCUGCAAUACACAUGACGAAAAGCUCACAACCACACAGCUCUCCUCAAUAUAGUAAAACCACAAUUGACAGGGCAUUAUUCAACACACUCACUGUAAUUUCCUGUGCAGAGUCAAGCACUGAGAAUACACUGCAAUGCAGUAACUUACAGCAGACCGCAGAACAAAAGCUGCUCUACAGUGAAAUACAACACAGAGCAACUCUGCACACCACACUUACAAUGUACUAAAAUAUGACAACUGACCUGUUUUGGAGGUCCAAUCCAGUUGCAGUUAAAUGGAUAACUGCAGUGGACAGAAGCUCAGUUGCUUAAACGCGUGCUGAUUCCUGGAAUUAUGUGUUUGAGAGUACACAGAGGAAAUAUGAAUGCAGGCCCUGUGGGAUCCCCAGGCUUGGAAUUGGGUCAUUAGCUCUGCCUGUGGGCCUGAGCUCCCUGUCACUCCUUACCACCGGCAUUACAUCACAGCACACAGCUAUUCAGAGCACAGGUUUGCUGAAAUGCUCUGCCCAGAGUAAGCACACAACACAUCAUCAAAGUGGGACACUUUACCCUCUGUCAGUACAGGAAGGAGUAUACUAUAGUGCUGUAUAUUGCAAACCACUGUCCAACACUGCUAAUUUGUCAGCAAAAAAAACAUAUUUUUAUACUGUAUAUUACAGGUUUAAUUUACAAAAAGAGCUUUCUGAGAUAAAUUUGAUACAGAAGGCAAAAAAUGAUACGUUGACCUGGAAAGUAAGAGUAAGAACACGAUGUCAUGGUAUUUAUGUGAUGUAUUUAUAGAUAUUAUUUCAUUUGGUUCUAGUACUUCAUACCUUUAAAUGUGCAACAAGCCAGGGCCAACAUUGAACCCUUUCUUUGUUUUUGACUAAUGUUAGUUUUUACCUUUUUGGACCACUACCUUUAUGUGUGUAUAGUGUCUCUGCUAUUAUUUAAUGGUAUGGGAAAGACUGUGUGUGUAUGUUUGUAUGCGUGUGUGUGUGUGUGUGUGCGUGUGUGUGCAGGAAAUAGCAAUGCUGCUGUCAAAAUGGAUGCAAUACUGCUAUUACUACACCAGGGGUCACAACUACAGUGGUUAGCACUCCAAUACUCACUGUUAUACUGCAUACCUUCAAGUAAAAUAAUAUAGUCUCCCACAUUUAACUAUGUGACAUAACUGCGCUUACAUCAUAGUCUCAGCAGUAUGCUGAAAUACACAACAUUUCUACAGUAAAAUGCACAUCAGAAAUCACAUUGAAAGGAGCAAAAUACAAACCCAAAGAAGACAAAUACUACGGUAAUAAUUUGUUUUGGAAACACAUAUGUUUGGUGUCAUAUAGCUUAAAUAUAUUUUAUUGCCAUGAAUAUAAGAUUUGCAUGCACUAAUAAUGGUCAGAUUAUAAGCAGAAUCACCUGUAUUGUCAUUCCACAUAUAAUUUAUUGCAGAAGCUGUAUUAGAGAGGGCUGUUACAAAGAAACUUCUAGAAAAUACAGCUAAGGUUUCUGCUUCCAUAUUCCAUAUUUCUUUAUAUGUUUCAAAUGAUGCAAACUGUAUUUUAAGUUAUUGUCUCAAUCCCCUCGUGCUACUGCAUGCUUCAGAAAGAAUAAAAAUACAACAUUAGUGGAGGUUUGUAUGUAUGUUUACACUUGAAUUACCCAAUAAGAGGGUGGUACAAUAAGGGAGCCAGUAUGAGCAUUGUCAGAAUGUAUGUACCGGGUGUGUGUCUGUUUUCUUAUCUUUUUGUGUGUUAGGGUGUAUCAGAUACUUGAAAAUCACUUGAUCAGACGAUUUCAGACACACAAAUACUCUUAAUACUGUAUAAUCCUCCUUUUUCCCCCCUUCCCCCUUCUUCCACUCACUCUCAUUCUCUGAUUAAUACACUGGGCUUACUGAGGAAAAGAGGGAGAGACAUACAUGGUGGCCAUAUGUUAAAUUUAUACAGUUCAGGUUUUUCGGCACGUCUCCUGUUUGUAUUGUUUUGUCUGUGUGCUGUCUUGUAUACGUUGUAUACCUACAUUGUCAAGUCUGUGAAAUGAAUGCAAUGCAAUUUGUGCAA